Molecule: messenger RNA, 4859 nt
Organism: Varanus komodoensis (Komodo dragon)
Lineage: Eukaryota; Metazoa; Chordata; Lepidosauria; Squamata; Varanidae
Gene: B3GALT2
Product: beta-1,3-galactosyltransferase 2
Exons: 5
Coding region: 1944-3212 (422 amino acids)
Cellular component (GO): membrane
Molecular function (GO): N-acetyl-beta-D-glucosaminide beta-(1,3)-galactosyltransferase activity
Source: RefSeq, a predicted model, not a curated record
AAUCAGUCAAUUACCUUCCCUCUAUUUUCAGUGCUGAACUUGUAAUUAUGCUUAACAUUACAACGUAAUGGAAAAUCAGCUCACUAGAAGAUGUUUGGACUACUCUAACCCCAUCACAAAGUUUCACACAUGCAAUCAAGGGUGGAGAGAGUGCAGGAAGUGAUUUUUCUAAGUCACACAAUAUACUUGCUAAAAACAAACAGCUUCUGAAGAGUGCUACAAGCCAUUAUUUCAAUCAGCUUGUGGUACUUAUACAAUGCAGAAAUGUGCUUGGAUUCAUUUUGGAAUAUUUUUGGAUAUGUUCAAUGAAUGCUGGGUUAGAUAAGAAAAAAAACAAAUAUUAAAAUACAUAGCAAUACAAAAGCAAAUUUUAAAAUUAGGGAAUUAGGAUUAAAAAGCGAGAACAGCAUUAACUGUUAAAAAUUCAUCAGAGCAGCCUGCCUUGGGUAGCCAUCCAGAAGAUACUGAAGAGGCUAGCCUAAGCUCCCGGGGGAGGGAGUUCCACAACUAGGGUGCUGCUACACAAAGCUAACAUCCAACAUCAAGAAAUAUUUAGGCAAUGAUAAGGUUUCCUACAUCAAAGGAAGGGAGUGGAAUAAAAAUCCAAUCCAUUUGAUCAUCAUCGUGAAAACCCUCACAUUUUAUUCAUCAAGUGCUGCUCCGGCACUGGAUGUAUAUCUUCUUUCCAACUGAAGCAAAAGCAGUAAGCUCUCUGGCUGCCUUCAGAUUCAAUCCAAAUGAAUGCAAACUAUCACGUGGGACCCAGCCAAGCAAUGACGUGAAAUUCUGCUCUGUCAGAAGACAGCAUCUGUCAAAGCCCACAUUUAAACUGCUGCCUGCCUGUGCAGCAGCCGAGGAACUAUGGAUUAGAUUUUGCAGAACAAAACCUUCAGCUAAAACCUUUUUUCACCCCUUCAGUUGUCCCUUUUGGCUACUGCCUAGCAACAAUGAAGGAAGAAGGGUAAAUCCUUUUAUCAAAUGCAAGCGAACAGCUCCCGAUUCUAGCUCUUGCUGCUCUGCCUGGCUUUGCCAAAAGAAAUAUGGAUACUGAAGAGAGAACACAGCACUGCAUUGUCCAACAAGGGAAACACCAACGGUAAAAAGCUUCAAUGCUUCCAUUGUUAGCAGCAGACAAUGCUGGUCAGAAUGGAAACAAGAAGUGCUGCUUCCGUUUCUUGAAAGAUGACUACAGAAAAAACAAGACGAGCAAGCUGGUGAGCAGGCAAGGUAGCAGAGCAGGAGGCAUACAGAUGGACACACGGGAUACCUUGAAAAGCAGUCGCAGGCAGCAGGCUGCUGGGGGGGAGAUGUGCGCAUGGCUGAUGGCAUCUUUUUGGCUGAAGGGAUGGCGUGCCAAAACUACUUGCAGUGGGCAUAAUCCUCUCACUACAAAUGGCCUGACAAAGGAAGAAAACUAUUAAUGUAGAUAUGUCGGGACUCUGAUAUCGGGCCCUGCAUGAUACAGUUGCGCUCACUUUCUCUGCCCAUCAGAUCUCAAGCUUCCCUUCUAAAUUGUUCCACAGGAAAAAAAGCACCGAAGACCUUAAUGCAGAACUCAGAAGUUUCAGGAUGUACUGCAUGCCACAAUUCAAGGAUAAACCCCCCACCUGCUCCUCCUAGUGGUGGUUAGUAAGAUGAAAUACAGCUUUUGUUCUGAAUGACAGGUGCAUCUUCUCACUGACUUUGUGAACAUCACAGGAACCCAUGGAAACAAGCCAAGCAGUGUACUGUGCCUAACAGAACUCGGCUAUAAUCAACCUUGCACCGUCUGUCCCACUACCAAUACAUGAUCAUUUUGCAACAAAACGGCCUCCAACUAGCUUGUCAUUCACUACUCAUCUGCUUAUGGCCAAAGAUGAAUUCCAGGAAAUAGUGGAGGAUCCAAAAGGAAAGAAAGCAUUUGCUUCAGUCAUUCGCGCAUCCCACAAUUGGAUACCUACAACAUGCUUCAGUGGAGGCGGCGGCACUGCUGCUUUGCCAAGAUGACCUGGAAUACCAAGCGGUCCCUAUUUCGCACCCACUUCAUUGGUCUACUCUCACUUGUUUUCCUUUUUGCUAUAUUUCUGCUUUUUAAUCAGCAUGACUGGCUGCCUGGCAGACCUGGAUUCAAAGAAAACCCUGUGGCUUACACUACACGGGGAUUUAGAUCAACGAGAAGUGAAACAAACCUCAGCUCUCUGAGGACCAUUUGGAAGGAUGCAGUUCCUCAGACCCUCAGGCCACAGACUAUUACUAACUCCAACAAUACAGAACUGUCACCUCAAGGAGUUACUGGUUUGGAGAACACACUCAGUGCUAAUGGGAGUAUUUACAAUGCGAGAGGAACUGGACAUCCAACUUCAUAUCACUUCAAGUAUAUCAUCAAUGAACCUGAAAAAUGCCAGGAAAAAAGCCCAUUUCUAAUACUGCUCAUAGCUGCAGAACCAGGUCAAGUGGAAGCUCGACAAGCUAUCAGACAAACCUGGGGGAAUGAGAGCCUGGCACCUGGGAUCCAAAUUGUUCGGAUUUUUUUGCUGGGUUUAAGUGUUAAGCUAAAUGGAUACCUUCAGCGAGCCAUCCUGGAGGAAAGCAGGCAAUACCACGACAUUAUCCAACAAGAGUACUUGGACACAUAUUACAACCUAACAAUUAAAACACUUAUGGGGAUGAACUGGGUCGCCACCUAUUGCCCAAAUGUUCCAUACGUUAUGAAAACUGACAGUGACAUGUUUGUCAAUACAGAAUAUUUAAUACAUAAGCUUCUGAAACCAGAAUUGCCUCUGCGGCACAAAUACUUUACAGGCUAUCUAAUGAGGGGUUAUGCACCCAAUCGCAACAAAGAUAGCAAGUGGUAUAUGCCACCUGAUCUUUAUCCAAGUGAACGCUACCCUGUAUUCUGCUCUGGGACUGGCUAUGUGUUUUCUGGUGAUUUAGCAGAAAAAAUAUUUAAGGUCUCACUAAGUAUCAGACGCUUACACUUAGAGGAUGUAUAUGUGGGCAUCUGCCUUGCCAAACUGCGAAUUGACCCAAUGCCUCCUCCCAAUGAAUUUGUCUUCAAUCACUGGCGGGUUUCUUAUUCCAGCUGUAAAUACAGUCACCUAAUUACCUCCCAUCAGUUCCAGCCUAGUGAACUGAUCAAGUACUGGAACCAUUUACAACAGAAUAAGCACAAUGCUUGUGCCAACUCAGCAAAAGAAAAAGCGGGCAAGUAUCGUCAUCGUAAACUCCACUAGAAGGGAUCCUGCUCUGAAAAGUAUUCCAUGUGCAGUUUGUAAAAAAAUAAAUAAAAGUGGCUGAAAGCAUGUACAGUGAAAAAAAAGUGCUUAAGAGGGACAAAACCAAGCACUUAAUGAUGUUUGAAAAUUAUUUUUUUAUGUUAAAACAAAAAAUCUAAUUCUUGAAAACAAUAUUACAAUGGAAGUAUUAACCAAAAGGUUUCCAAAUUUGAGAAGAAAGAGAAAAACGGUCUCAAGGUACUUGUGUUAAUGUGCAAUAAUAAGCAUGCACAGUUUGGUGGUACAGUUGCUAUUUUAUGUGCCAAUAAAAUUAACUGCGCAAAUAUUCCAUACGAAUUUUCCUUUUUAAAAAGAAAUGUCCAAGAUGUCUAAUUUUAACAUUCAGAAAUGCAGCAAGAAAAUAUAUACUACAAUUUUGAAGCAACCUUGUGCACAAGUAGAUUCUCUGUAUUUACUCCAGAGCCCAUGAUUUUAUGGGAUCAUCAGUGUUAAUACAUAUUUAAAGGCUCCCUUUGUUUCUACAGAAAUGUAGAGUUUUGCUAUAAGAAAACAGGCAGACCCUGAUACAAACUUCAUACUGAUCAUAACUUGGCUAAAAUGUUCUCAGUAAAGAGUAACAAUUUGAAACCAAGCCUGUCAUUACUAAACUUGAUGGCACAGUGUCAUGUGGCAAGUAACAUGCUAUAGUAUCUUGAAUGUUCCUUUUCAUACUAUACUGAGCUAUCAAAAUACAGAGGGGCUAUAUACACAAACCACUGUGGGAAUAUACCCUAAAUGUUACAGUUGUGUCCAUAUGUUCAUUUGUAAAAGAUUCACAAUCUGCAUAAUAUUAAAAACAACUUAGGCACCCCUCGUGCCAUCCAUCUGUACUUUUACAAUGUAAUUUACAGGAGCCUCUUACCAGUUGUUACUCUACAAUGCUAAAACUCUGUGGAAGAAACUCAUUUGAUACUGUCUAUAUACUCUCAUAGCAUUAGAAUGAGUCCAAAGGAGUUUCCAUGUUGACUCUUCAACUGGGCACCACAGCAUGGAAACUGCUUCGGUGCUUUUCUCCCCAGACAGGACAUGGGGGCACAAGUCACUGUCCUUGAAGGACAUCCCUUGCAUGAUCUCUUUCUUAUAAAGUAUCUGGAGUGUUCUUGAGUAGUUCCUGAGCAUGUCGCCAUAACCCUGAGCCUUCCUUUGCCAUGAAUAAGAGGAUUUUUAAACAUUAAUCAAUGGCAUAUACAGAAGGGUUGCAUGACACUGUUUUGCUGAAGCCAAGGUAGAUCUUCAAGUUCAAGUCAGCAAAAAGCUCCAUUGAUGGUAACCCCAAAUGACUGAAGUCUCUGCUCCAUUUCUCCUAACCAUACUAGGAUCUUACAGACAAUACGGUUUUACAGACUCCAUGACACAAGAAGGUAUUUGAUUAUUUUUUAUAACUUUCUUUGCCUAGCCAGCUGUGAGAGUUCAAGAGAUUCUAUUUAAGAAGCCUAAAGGCAAAACAGAAAAGUGCCAUUAUGUGAUAUUUUUCAGCCUCAUUAUAAACAUUCCCCAAACUCUUUGCAUUACACUAUGAUAUCCACUCAAUGGAACGAGAUCAGCCAAGUUUUCACCAUUUAUUGCAGGAUACUCUUCCUUAAAAGUUCCACAACAAUUCCCCAA